Molecule: messenger RNA, 420 nt
Organism: Mya arenaria
Lineage: Eukaryota; Metazoa; Mollusca; Bivalvia; Myida; Myidae
Product: fucolectin-1-like
Exons: 2
Coding region: 1-420 (139 amino acids)
Source: RefSeq, a predicted model, not a curated record
AUGGUGUUUCGUGGGUACCCAGACCGAGCGUUGGACGGAAACCCGUCGUCCAUUUACCGCAGUCGGUCCUGCACCCACACAAAGAACGAAACCAAGAACUUCUGGGCCGUAGAGCUAACCCGCCCUGUCCAGCUAGAGGGUAUCCGAAUACAGUUCCGGUCAGAAAAAUGUUGUACUUUUAAAAACGCCGGCCUGACAAUCUCUGUCUUCGACUCACGGGUGGCUAUGGAGUCUGGGGAGGGUACGGAGUGUGGGACGUUCGUGGGUCCCCCGGAAGAUUCCUCCAAACCCGUGGACGUCAUGUGUCAGGAGCCCGUGGUCGGCCGCGUUUUCAGGGUUCUUCAGCAGAACGAUGAACCAUGGGCUCUGACCCUGUGUGAAGUCACUCUGGUAGGACCAGGGCUAAUUCAAACGUUUUGA